AUGGAGCAGGACACUAGCUUCCCCCAUAAAGAUGCCAACCCAGUGGUUUUCUUCGAUGUGGCCCUAGGAGGGGAGCCUCUAGGUCGAAUCAAGAUGGAGCUUUUUGCGAACGUCACUCCGCGUACAGCAGAAAACUUUCGUCAGUUCUGUACUGGAGAGAAUAAAAACUCCCAGGGGCGAUCACAAGGAUUCAAGAAUUGCAAAUUUCAUCGCGUGAUCAAAGAUUUCAUGAUCCAGGGAGGUGAUUUUAUCAAUGGCGACGGGACAGGUUCCUGUACCAUAUACGGAACUUCCAGGUUUGCGGACGAGAAUUUUUCACUUAAGCAUAAACAUGCAGGCAUGCUAAGCAUGGCGAACUCCGGCCCUAACACAAACGGGUGCCAGUUCUUCAUAACCACUACUGCCACCCCGUUCCUCGAUGGUAAGCAUGUUGUUUUCGGCCAGGUGGUGGACGGGAUGGAGAUCGUGCAUAUGAUCGAAAAUACACGCACAACCAGAGACAAGCCCAACCAGGAUGUUGUCAUUAUGCAAUGCGGCGAGAUGUGA
Aspergillus aculeatinus CBS 121060 is the source of this 546-nucleotide messenger RNA. It is a transcript of the gene cyp3, whose product is annotated as putative peptidyl-prolyl cis-trans isomerase. Gene Ontology annotation, biological process: protein peptidyl-prolyl isomerization; protein folding. NCBI's taxonomy places the organism in Eukaryota, Fungi, Ascomycota, Eurotiomycetes, Eurotiales, Aspergillaceae. The record is from RefSeq and is a predicted model, not a curated record. The transcript is spliced from 4 exons. Gene Ontology annotation, molecular function: peptidyl-prolyl cis-trans isomerase activity. Gene Ontology annotation, cellular component: intracellular membrane-bounded organelle. Bases 1 to 546 code for a protein of 181 amino acids.